Rhopalosiphum padi (bird cherry-oat aphid) is the source of this 2596-nucleotide messenger RNA. RefSeq lists its product as uncharacterized. Lineage: Eukaryota; Metazoa; Arthropoda; Insecta; Hemiptera; Aphididae. The record is from RefSeq and is a predicted model, not a curated record. Gene Ontology annotation, biological process: spermatogenesis. Bases 127 to 2292 code for a protein of 721 amino acids. The transcript has 18 exons.
GUUCGUCGUUCAGUGGUUCAGGGCGUUCAGGCCUUUCAGUAGUUUAGUUUAGUGUUUAGUGUUAUUUUUUGUACUAGUGAAUGGGUUUUAGGUUUAUAGUUUAAAAAGAGUUGAUAGUAUGCUAAUAUGGGCCUUUCCUCACAACAAGUCUUAUCAUUUAUGUCUCCAGAUUCUUGGACUCCAGUUUUUUUAAUGCCUGGUUAUAAAUCAAACAAUGGAAUUUAUACAAUAACUACAAAUGAAAAAUAUUUACAACGCUGUAAUGACAUGUAUAAAAUGGCAUUAAAUAGUUAUACAUUUGAAAAAGUUCUUACAUAUCAAUUGAUGGGAUUAGUUGUGGUGGAAAUCAAAGGAUUAUGGUGCAGAGGUAGAAUGUUAAGUUAUAAUGAAUUUUUGGUUAAAAACACAACUGUUGAAUUAAUUGAUUCUGGAACUAUUGUCAAAAAACAAUUAUGUGAUUUAUAUCAACUUCCAAGUAGUUAUAAAUAUGACCCUUUAUGUAUUGCGAUUAAACCUGUUAAUGAAAUUCCUUCCCUCGCAUCUAUACAAUUUUAUAUUCAACCUUUAUUGUUACAAAGUGAACUUCAUAAAGGUUAUGUUGCAGUAAAUACAAAACCAAUAGAAAAGGUUAAUGAGUUAUAUUUAGAGAAUUCUUAUGAAGAAAUAAGUAUAAGAGGUUCUUAUCCUUUAAUUAUUAGUACAAAGGACAAAUGUAUAGUUACAAAGUCUAAAUGUAGUGUGCAAGAAUUAAACAAGUUUAAUGACUUAUUAAUUAACACAAACGGAAUCAAAGAACAAGGUGUUGAAUAUAAAUAUGUCGAGUUUUCAAAUGAUUUAAUAGAGCUGUUAAAUAAAGAAAAAAAUAUUUUUUUGAAAACUUUGUUAAAUGAUAUAAAUAUAUAUGGAUUGAAUAAUAUAUUUUCAAGAUCUAUUUAUUAUGAGCCUAAAUGUUUAUCAUUGAAAUACACUGAUCAAAAUAAUCAACUAGUUCUUGUUAAUGAAGUCAUUAAAAAUGACCAAAUUAAAGACAAUAUCAAUGUAACCAAUAUGGAUGAUUCAUCAAUAAUUGAAGAAUCUCAAUUAUGUGAUUUAAUAACUGACUCUACACCGUACAUGUCUGUACAUAAUAAUAUAUUUAAAAAUGGAUCUUUAGUUGAAUUUUGCUAUGGUACAAAUAUUGAUUUUGUAUAUAUUAGAAAUUAUGAUCAAAAAAAAAUAUAUUCAAAAGAAAUGAAACAGUUUUACGCCUAUUAUAAAAAAAAUGAAAAUUUAAAAAUAAAAACAAAUGCAACUAUUGGAGAUAUGGUUGCAGCUACUUUGCUAUGUUACAAUGAAACACACAGAGCUGUAAUAUUAGAUAAGAACCCUAAACAUUAUUUUUGUUUUUUUAUUGAUAUUGGCUGUAAAGAAUAUGUUAACUCAAAUAAUGUAUUUUAUUUACUAGAAGAAGUUAAAAAUGUUCCUUAUUUAGCACAUAGAGUGGAGUUGAAUAAUAUUCCAUUGCAUAAUACUAUGCAACUAAAAUAUUUAAAGAUCUAUUACGAACAAUUGUAUUUACAACCAUUAUUAAUAGAAUUUGUUGAAAGUAAUUCUAACCAAUCAAAGAAAGCAAUUUUAAAAAAAAAAUCAGAUAAUAAGGAUAUUUAUUUAGAUGUAAAAGAAUUUUUACAAAAACAAUUAUUUAGUUUUAAUAUGUCUAAUAAUGAAGGAAUUGGAUCAAAAAUAAAAGAUUAUUUGAAGUAUAAUGAUUUGUUUAAAAAUGGCACUGUAGUAUUAAUUACUUACUUUUGUUCUAUAAAUCAAAUUUAUAUCCGUAUUAACACACCUGAAUUAACAGAAUACUAUAAUAAUUUAAUUACAGAAGUUAAUCAGUUUUAUGUGGAUUUGAAAAGUGCAUAUCACAGAAAGACUCCAAAAAUAGGUGAAAAGGUUGCUGUUAAAUCUGCAUCCAAGAAUAAAUUUGUACGUGCUACUAUUUCUAAAAAAGUUAAUGAUACAACUUAUUCAGUAUACUAUAUUGAUUGUGGUGAUAAAGAAUAUGUAAAAGCAAACAACAUUUUUCUAUUACCACAUAGAUUUAGACAUUUACCACAAUCAGUGAUUAAAAUUGGUUUAAAUAUUACAACGCCCGUGAAUAAAAUUGAACUUUCUAAAUAUUUCAAUGAAUUAAUUCAAUUAAAAGUUUCAUUAAUUGCGGAGUUUGAUGAAGAAGAUCCACUAGGCUUUCAAAAGACUGUUUUAAGAAAGAAGCAUGAUGGCGUUAAUAUUAAUGAAGAUAUUUGUAAUCUAUAAAUACUUAAUAACACUUAUGUUAGGAUUUUAGACUAAAAUUUAAGUAUUAUCAGUUUUUAAUAAUUGUACUUUUCAUUUUUAUAUUUUCUUAAAUUAAAUAAUAUAACAGUGAUUAAAUUAAAUUAUUCUAGUUAAGUAAUACUAGACAAUUAAUUGUGGCAAUCACAAUAAUCAUAUUAAUUUUAUCAUCUACUUAUUAUAUAAAAAUAAAAUAAAAUUCAAAAACAAUUAUGAGUUAAAUGUGUUAAGGUUGUCAGCUGUCGAGAGAAAUGAGCAGAAAAUAAAUCACAUUAAUUUAGUAUCA